Messenger RNA from Suillus plorans, 632 nucleotides. RefSeq lists its product as uncharacterized. The transcript is spliced from 3 exons. NCBI's taxonomy places the organism in Eukaryota, Fungi, Basidiomycota, Agaricomycetes, Boletales, Suillaceae. The record is from RefSeq and is a predicted model, not a curated record. Bases 221 to 496 code for a protein of 91 amino acids.
GCGAAUAGUACUAGUCCAAUUGAGCUACACCAAGUGCACUUUAGCUUGUUUAGAAUAAGUUUUGACUUGUGGCGACCAACUCAACUGUAGAAGCGCGAAGUGAGUAACAUGUAACAGCCUCGGAGGCGAAGCGAAAAUCUCGCAAAUCGUAAGGCCACAUCUGCCUAUAAAAUACCUGCACAUACCCUAUGGCUUUGCAUUGCUCACUGCAACAAGCUCUAUGAUGUUCACUUCCCGCUUCACCAUUCUUGCUCUGCUCGCCUUCCUCGUUGGCGCCAACGCUGCAUGCGCAACAUGCCAAGAAACGUUGGAUGUCGACGGUGUGACCUACGAACUAGUCACCAGCGCUUGGAAGAUGAACAACGGGAACGUAGUUUGUAACUACCUGAAUAAGAAGGGCGACGAGGUGACUUGCGAGUAUACGGAAAGCGGCGUGUUCAGGGAUGGGAAUUCAAGCUGUCCACAAUCGUCAAGGAAGGAAGACUUUGGAUGCUAAGCAGGAUGUGAUGUGGAAUGGGCCCGACGAGAGGAGCAACAUUGAUCUGUAGACAGUUGGGUAUAUCAGUAGAUUUCGUCUGUGACAAGAAUUCUCUUAUGCGUUUGGCCUUGAACAGUUUGUGACAAUCACCUCG